GUAAGAGGGACGAAGGGGGCGGAGGGGACGGAGGGACGGAGGGGCAAGGGACAAGGGGACAAGGGGACGAGGGACGAGGGACAGAGGGACAGAGGGACAGAGGGGACGAAGGGACAGUGGGGACGAGAAACAAGAGACAAGGGACGAGAGCCAAAAAGCAAAAGGCCAAGGGACAAGGGAGAGGAAGAUGUCCUUGCAAGGGGACUGGCAGGCACGGUUGUCUGCGCCGGUUUUGGCACGUCUUUUUCCGGAAGAGACGAGAUGCGAUGAUGGUGAGCCAGCUCAUGAAGCUCAGGGCUUGCUCGAGGGCGCGCUGGCCACCGUGACUGUCUGCCUCGGAUCCCUCAGCGUCAACGAGGACAAGGACGCCGACGGUGCAACAGGGCUUCAUCGUGUUGAUCGCACGGCCGAUGACGCCCGGGUGUUGGCUGGCUAUCUCCACCGGGCUGCGCGCGACCCCCGCGUCGAGCUCGCUGCAGAACUCGACGCUUGCUACUCAGUCCUAAAAACUAACGUCCCAGACCCGGAGCACCCGCUGCAACGAAUCGCCACCCAGCUGCUGCAGCGAGCGGUGUUCUCUGACCCAAAAACCGCAGUCGAAACGGUCUUGUUGCCGUUGCUCCCCAUCUUUGCCAUUCUGCUGGAGUGUCGCUUGAGGACCGCGCUCGCAAGCGCAGACUCGGCCUCGGCCACCACAGCAACCACACCCGCACCUGCAGCAGCCCUCUUGCUUCGUGACAUCCUGCUGCACCCACUUUUGGCCACGUGGGCGACUCGUGCUGAACGCCGACUGGCUUGGCUGCUUGUCGGUCCCCCCACGGGCCUCAAUCUCCGGAAUCUCCUCUGGCAUGGAUUCAUCACCCACUCGACCCCGCUGCCUUGGACAUUUUGGCUCAUCUUGCCGCUCCUUGUGGCUCGAUGGACAUCUCGCCUCCCGUCCUUGCCUCCGCUUUUGGCCGAAGCCCAUGUACAGGCGCAACUUGACGCCAUGCAACUGCGGCCUGGAGGUAGAGCAGAGGGCCAGCUGCAGCGCUGCCUCGCCGCGCUACCCGCUCUGACCAGCCUUUUACCCGCCCUGACCAAGGUCCAUCCUUGGGAGCUUACAAGGACGCUGUUGUGUCGUAUUGAAGUGGCCUUGCGGGCGCGCUUUGCAAGGGCCAAUGAUUGUCCCGAGCGUGUGCUCUGUGCGGAAGAGGCGACGCUGUUUACCACGCUGGAUGUCGUCUUGGCCCCCAAACACAACGAGCACCCAAACACCCUCUACGCCAACAAUGGCAGCAGCUCCCACGCCUUGCCCAUGGCGCUAUCUCUGUUUCUUUUUGAUAUGUUCCUCGCUCCCGAGGGCCCACGACUGCGGGAUAAGGUGGCGCACGGUCUAGUGGCCACGCUACGCCCAAGUCACUUGUGCGCCCUCGGGUGUGUGCUAGCAACCAUAGAGACUUGCUCGACUGCUGUACCGUCUCCAAAGUGGCUCGCCACCUACGUGCCACGGCAUCACCCCCUCGGCGUAGCCGUCGCAAUGUGGCACGCCCUCGCGGUGGCCGAGCAAUCGGGUCUGCACAAUCUGGCAAUCUUGGGCAGGCACCCAACAGCACCCACGCCGCUGUUUGCUGAGCAUCUUCAAAGCCUAAGGAUUGCCGCGCGCUUUGCCGCCGUGGAAAAGGGCCACGAAUUACAUCACCCCGACUGCGCACUGUGUGCGACCUGGUGCACGUUGGACGACAGUGCGGCGCAGUUGGACUUGGUGGCACUGCUGGCAGGGUUGGCUCUUUUUGACUUGAGCCACGACCAGCUCAAGCUCGCCAAGCUCAUGCGAGUGUGCUUGACGCAGCUCAAGCAAGCCUUUGUCGAACUGCGGCAGCUCGAGGGCCGAUUGCUUGUGCGUUCGCGAGCAACAAGCUCAUCGGGGUCCCGAGCCCAACGACUUUUGCCCCUGGUUCGGAGCGUGCUCUUACCCUGGCUCACCCUGCAAGUCAUAGAGCUGGGUGCCCUGCUCUUACCCGCUUGCUCUGGGGCCUGCACCACGCCCAUCGCCGGUCGGCUCUUUCCCGUGGCCGUUGAUGCCGCCUGCACCCGAGCCGCACUCCGUUGGCUCAAGCGUCGGCUUCAGACGCUGCAACGCAUCAACGCCGAUGCCCCACACAACAAAGUGACUGUUCUGCUCACCCUUUUCUGUGCCGACGUUCAGCCAAUACCUACGCCCACCGUGUCUGCGACGCCUUGUUAA
Monosiga brevicollis MX1 is the source of this 2227-nucleotide messenger RNA. RefSeq lists its product as uncharacterized. The coding region runs from base 188 to 2227 and encodes 679 amino acids. The record is from RefSeq and is a predicted model, not a curated record. The transcript has a single exon. Lineage: Eukaryota; Choanoflagellata; Craspedida; Salpingoecidae.